Messenger RNA from Parnassius mnemosyne (clouded apollo), 969 nucleotides. The record is from the annotation of a GenBank genome assembly. NCBI's taxonomy places the organism in Eukaryota, Metazoa, Arthropoda, Insecta, Lepidoptera, Papilionidae.
AUGUUCACUUGCCACCGUUGUAAGAUUGAAGCUAGAGAUGGUGUUCAGUGUUCCCUGUGUUUGAAACAAUACGACUUUCCGUGUGCUGGAAUAACCGAGAUUGGUUUUCGAAAACUUGGUGAUAGGAAAGCAACGUGGAAAUGUAACGCUUGUAAGAAUGCUAGCUCCGGUAGUCCAGCUCCUGGCCGUUCCACUUCCUGCGCUCCUAGUGAUCUCGAUGGUAUUCGUGGUGAAUUACGUGGACUGUCUGAACAAAUGUCAUCAAUGCCUAAGUUACUGGAUUCGGUAAAAAAUAUUCAAGCUGAUUUGGCUGAUCUUAAAACGAUUAAAUGUGAGUUGUCGGUUGUGAAAGAUUCGCUAGACUACGUUCACGCUUCAGUUGACAAACUUAUAGCUAGGAUAGCCGAGGUGGAUCAUGAAAUUCAAACCCUUCAGAAGACCAAGGAAGAUGUGUCCCGUCUAGAACAGCGUUUGCAAAAAUUGGAAGCUGUUUUUAAUGAUGGGGAACAGCGAUCACGGUUGAACAACAUUGAAAUCAAAGGAGUUCCUAUAACUAACACGGAAAAUCUCUUUACUAUUAUAUCAAAAAUAGCAACCAAAAUCGAUAUCAAUAUUAGUGAUAACAACAUUAAUUACAUUGCUAGGGUUCCUUCUCGUAAUAAUAAAAAUAACAAAAACAUAAUUGUGUCUAUGCACAAUCGAUAUCUCAGAGACAACUUUGUUGCAGCAGCGAGAAAAUGUAAAUCCCUAACGCCGUUGGAUAUAGGUCUUAAUGGUAGUAACAGAAUCUUUAUCAACGACCAUUUAACGCUUGAAAACAAAAUGUUAUUAAACAAAACAAAGUCUUUGGCCAAGGAGCGGGAUUUUUCGUACGUUUGGGUAAAGAACUGCAAAAUCCUAGUACGGAAAAGCACAACAUCACCUGUUCUUAUAAUAAAAACGGAGUCGGAUUUAAGAAAAAUAGUUUAA